Messenger RNA from Fusarium coffeatum, 822 nucleotides. RefSeq lists its product as uncharacterized. The coding region runs from base 1 to 822 and encodes 273 amino acids. NCBI's taxonomy places the organism in Eukaryota, Fungi, Ascomycota, Sordariomycetes, Hypocreales, Nectriaceae. The transcript has 4 exons. The record is from RefSeq and is a predicted model, not a curated record.
AUGCCGCCUUCUUCCACCUCUCAUUCCCUGGUCUCCGAGGUCAUAUUUGCUUCGUCUUACCGAGAAGGUGCAGCAAAGUGUAUAGGACAUGCCAAAAGCAAGUCACGGUGUUGUAAAAGAUCCAUCAGCCAGGCCAAUGUGAAAGAGCACGACAACCACAUGAAGUUUCGCCACGCGGUUUCGGAAGAGGCUAGGAAGAAGAAAGAGGAGGAAACCGAGAAGUUUAUUCAAGACCAGCGAGAGGCUGGCAAGAAUGAGGAUGGAGUAAUUCGAUCUCCCACUCCUUGCGCUCCUCACUCUCCUUACUCUCCUCCCACCCUUCCCACCUCUCAGUCUCCUUACGGUCAUCCGGCUCUUCAAGCUCACCCAGCUCCUGCCACUCCUCCCGCAACUCCUCCCGCCACUCUCCGUAUCACGGAUGAGUGUCCCUCAGAGUCGGAUUCAGACUCUGACUCUGACUCUGACUCUGAAGAGCAAGGGACUGGUACGGUCGACCCAUGGACGGCCUACCAGGCGAGGUGGAAGGAUAUAAUAGACAAUGGUGUUAAGAACGGUAUUCCCUUGGAAUACCAGAUGCCAUGGCCGGUCGUCUCAGGCCAUUUUGCAGAUGUUAAUCAUCUGCAGAUCCGGGCCUUCUUUGAAAGAAUUUCUGCCGACAUGGACAGUCUGCAGAUCGGUAGAAUGCUUUACCAUGAACUUAUGCGUUGGGAACGUUCUGGCAUAAGAAAGCGGUUUGGGAGGUCCUUUUAUAUGGGAUAUAAAUCUGAGCUGAAGGUUAUCCAGGCCGUUGUACACGAGUGCGCAGCAGACUUUUGGAUUUAA